This is a messenger RNA of Phytophthora infestans T30-4, 1707 nucleotides long. RefSeq lists its product as uncharacterized. The transcript has 4 exons. The record is from RefSeq and is a predicted model, not a curated record. Gene Ontology annotation, cellular component: plasma membrane; endoplasmic reticulum membrane. The coding region runs from base 1 to 1317 and encodes 438 amino acids. Lineage: Eukaryota; Oomycota; Peronosporomycetes; Peronosporales; Peronosporaceae. Gene Ontology annotation, biological process: (1->6)-beta-D-glucan biosynthetic process. Gene Ontology annotation, molecular function: glucosidase activity.
AUGUCCAUCCCGCAUACUGCGGAUGCCUCGGAUGUAUCGGAACCUGAGCGUCCUCAGUCAUACAAGACCUCAUUCCUCUGGCACCGUUCGAUUGGAAUUCAAGCGCUCCAGUCGACUCAUCCACUGCCGCCCAGUCCAAGUUACAAGAUGAAGAUGUCAAUUACUGCGAUCGUUGUGCACUUGUCUAUUUGGUGUCGUUCGUGUCAGCCGACCAUAGUUCCCGUGGUCGACGAUGGGACCUCGGACGAGUUCAAUGUGGCCAACCGCAGCUUCCGAGCUGGAGAUGAUCAUAUCUGGACUCCUCUGGAGAAACCCGACGGUGUCAAUGGAGCUCUGGAGCUUUAUUCGCACAAUAUGACGCCUACCAAGUGCGAUGACGACGGAACCUGCUGCUUCUUCAUCAAAACUGUCGAUGAGGUCAAUUCUAGCCAUGUAUACAACAUGUAUACUCACCUCCCAAGCUUCACAGACGUCAACUUUUUCUACCGAGCUUAUUACGGGAAGGAACGUGGUCACAAAUCCUGGUAUCAAGGGUUACGCUACGCUGCCAACAACUAUUGCAAGCAGAACGCAGAGGAGAAACAAGACUACGCCACAUUUGCAGCGUCAGUGAAAGCUGGUAUUACCGAGAACACUUGUGCUGUGGAUACAUGUCCAGCUUCAGGCGAUGUGAAUGCUGAAUUGAGUCUGAUUGUCGGCAAAGGGAAAGAUCACUGGGGAAUUAACUCGAACGGCACGUGUUAUCCGCUGAUCAACUCGUACAUGGGCUCGUACUUGUGUGAUCCUGACAAUAUGUUCUCCAAGUGUGCCAGUCCUCGCAAUGAGUCCACUACACCCAAGUCCAAUGCGAUUAGUGCAUUUAACUAUCAGAUUGAUGCAAUCUCGUCGAAAUUGGCCUAUAUUUCGGCGCGUACACGGGUUUCUACGACUACCAAGUGGAGUGGGUUACAGGCAAGAAUGGAUAUUUCUUGGUGUGCGACGCCGCCCAACCCAGGCAAGGAAUGUCGUGGUGAUGGAAAAGAUCCUGUGACGAACGUUAUCUGCGACUCGUUCCCGAUGUACAUGAAGAUCGACCACAUCCGUCUGUAUCAGGACUUGGCGACGGAUCUCGAAGCUGAUAAUUACAUGCAAGUUGGUUGUGAUCCAGCGAGUCAUCCGACUCAAGAAUGGAUUGAAGCCCACAUCGACGAGUACGAAGAUAAUGAUAAUAAGUGGGAGGAAGUGGCUGGCAAGGCGUUCUGCGAGACCAGCGACGACUGCACGAUUGGUGGCACUUUGAGUCGAACGGCUCUAAAGACUUGGAAAUUGUUCAAGUAGCGUUGCGAAUGAAUGUAUCAUUCGUGGGGUGGACCACGAUGCACCACCGCCAUCUCUGGCUCCAGUUCUACGGAAACUAGUUUGAAGAGCAGGACGUAUAGCCCACCGAUGGAAGCGUCGAUUGCUCUCGCUGUUGUGGCCUGUUUGCUGUCUUUAACGUCCGUAUCGUAAUGGACUCCGAUCAAGGCACGAACUCUGGUUUACGGGGUUCUGAGAAACAUGAUGGCUGCCAACCAGUAACAGCAUCUACGUCACAAGGAGCAACAUUUUUCUUGUCACCGAAUGAUCGUAUUCAGCUCGCACAAAUUAUUAAGGACAUAAUUGCUAUGAGUACGGAAGCUAACUCAACCAGUCCCAUGACGACCGAGCACAUUUUCGGAUGUCUAUAGA